This is a messenger RNA of Seriola aureovittata, 9620 nucleotides long. Its product is annotated as inositol 1,4,5-trisphosphate receptor type 1. The transcript is spliced from 60 exons. The record is from RefSeq and is a predicted model, not a curated record. Gene Ontology annotation, biological process: calcium ion transmembrane transport. Gene Ontology annotation, cellular component: endoplasmic reticulum; membrane. Bases 211 to 8592 code for a protein of 2793 amino acids. NCBI's taxonomy places the organism in Eukaryota, Metazoa, Chordata, Actinopteri, Carangiformes, Carangidae. Gene Ontology annotation, molecular function: inositol 1,4,5 trisphosphate binding; inositol 1,4,5-trisphosphate-gated calcium channel activity.
AUAGAGCUGUUAAAAAGAAAAAAAAGAAACUGGAUUAUUAAAGUCACUGACGGCUGGAUCUCACCCUCGGCGAGAGGAGAGGAGAGGAGAGGGGAGGAGAGGAGAGGAGAAGAAAGGAAAGCCACAGUCAUGUUGUCUUAGCUGCUCCACAGAAAGCUGAACAUCCGAGCGUUUACCACAGCCGAGGUGUUCCCUUUGCGUGUGUCGAACAUGUCGGAUAAGAUGUCCAGCUUCCUACACAUUGGGGACAUCUGCUCCCUGUAUGCAGAGGGAUCCACCAAUGGUUUCAUCAGCACCCUGGGCUUGGUGGAUGACCGCUGUGUCGUCCAGCCUGAUGCGGGGGACCUCAACAACCCUCCGAAGAAGUUCAGAGACUGUCUUUUCAGACUGUGCCCUAUGAACCGCUACUCAGCCCAGAAGCAGUUCUGGAAAGCAGCGAAGCCUGGAGGGAACACCGACACAGUGCUCCUCAACAAGCUCCAUCAUGCAGCUGACCUGGAGAAGAAGCAGAACGACUCUGAAAACAAAAAACUACUUGGAACAGUAAUUCAGUACGGGAAUGUUAUUCAGCUCCUCCACCUAAAGAGCAAUAAAUACCUGACGGUGAACAAACGUCUGCCCGCGCUCCUAGAGAAGAAUGCCAUGAGGGUGAUGUUAGACACUGCUGGAAAUGAGGGCUCCUGGUUUUACAUACAGCCCUUCUACAAACUACGCUCAAUUGGGGACAGCGUGGUGAUCGGGGACAAAGUGGUGCUGAACCCUGUGAACGCUGGUCAGCCACUCCAUGCCAGCACACACCAGCUCGUGGACAAUCCAGGAUGCAAUGAGGUGAACUCGGUCAACUGUAACACCAGCUGGAAGAUUGUCUUGUUCAUGAAGUGGAGCGACAAUCAGGAGAUCAUCCUUAAAGGGGGCGAUGUGGUACGUUUAUUUCAUGCAGAACAGGAGAAAUUCCUCACAUGUGAUGAUCACAGAAGAAAACAAUAUGUUUUUCUUCGCACUACUGGACGGCAGUCAGCUACCUCGGCAACAAGCAGCAAAGCCCUAUGGGAGAUCGAGGUUGUGCAGCAUGAUCCGUGUCGAGGGGGGGCAGGAUACUGGAACAGCCUGUUCAGGUUCAAACACUUGGCCACUGGACACUACCUGGCUGCAGAGGUGAAUCCAGAGUAUGAAGAGGAGUGUCUGGAGUCCCGCUCUUCACUGGACUCAGAGCAAGAAGCCUUAAGAGCCCGUUUGAGAAAUGUCCAGGACAAAGUCAUGUACACCCUUGUGUCUGUUCCUGAUGGAAAUGACAUUUCCUCCAUAUUUGAGCUCGACCCCACCACCUUAAGAGGGGGAGACUCAUUAGUGCCCAGGAACUCGUAUGUGCGCCUCAGGCACCUGUGCACCAACACAUGGGUUCACAGCACCAACCAGCCAAUUGACAAGGAGGAGGAAAAACCUGUCAUGCUGCGUAUUGGCACAUCUGCACUCAAAGAGGACAAAGAGGCUUUUGCCAUUGUGCCUGUCUCCCCGGCUGAAGUGAGAGACCUUGACUUUGCCAAUGAUGCCAGUAAAGUGUUGGCCUCCAUUGCUGGAAAGCUGGAAAAAGGCACCAUCACACAGAAUGAGCGGAGAGCGGUUACUAAGCUUCUGGAGGAUCUGGUGUUCUUUGUUGUGGACAUUCCCAACAACGGGCAGGACGUUCUAGAGAUCAUGGUCAACAAACCGAACAGGGAACGACAGAAACUCAUGAGAGAACAGAAUAUUCUCAAACAGAUCUUCAAGCUGCUGCAGGCUCCCUUCACAGACAGUGGGGAUGGCCCCAUGUUACGGCUGGAGGAGCUCGCUGACCAGCGUCAUGCCCCCUUCAGACACAUCUGCCGCCUGUGUUACCGGGUUUUACGUCACUCUCAGCAGGACUACCGCAAGAACCAGGAGUAUAUUGCAAAACAGUUUCGCUUCAUGCAGAAACAGAUCGGCUAUGAUGUCCUGGCAGAGGACACUAUCACAGCUCUGCUCCAUAACAACCGCAAGCUGCUGGAGAAACAUAUCACAGCUGCAGAGAUUGACACGUUUGUUAGCCUGGUCCGCAAGAACCGAGAGCCAAGGUUCUUGGACUACCUGUCAGACUUGUGUGUGUCAAUGAAUAAGUCCAUCCCUGUGACACAGGAGCUCAUCUGUAACGCAGUGCUGGAUCCAGCUAACGCAGACAUCCUCAUAGAAACAAAACUGGUGCUAUCGAGAUUUGAGAUCGAGGGUGCGCCGCUCGGGGAGAACUCUAUUGAGUCGGAGGAAGAUGAGGAGGAAGUGUGGUUGUUCUGGAAGGACAGCAAUAAAGAGAUCCGCAGUAAAAGCAUCAGGGAGCUGGCCCAGGAUGCAAAGGAGGGCCAGAAGGAGGACCAGGAGGUGAUCAGUUACUACAGGUACCAGCUGAACCUGUUUGCCAGAAUGUGUCUGGACCGCCAGUAUUUGGCGAUCAACAAGAUCUCUGGCCAGCUGGACGUGGACCUGAUCUUGCGGUGCAUGUCGGACGAAGACCUGCCCUAUGACCUGCGAGCCUCCUUCUGUCGCAUGAUGCUGCACAUGCACGUAGACCGUGACCCCCAGGAGCAGGUUACGCCUGUCAAAUACGCACGACUCUGGUCCGAGAUCCCCUCAGAGAUCGCCAUUGACGACUACGACAAUGAUGGAACAUCCAAAGAUGAAAUUAAGGAGCGAUUCUCGCAGACGAUGGAGUUUGUGGAGAACUACCUGAGAGAUGUGGUAUGUCAGAGCUUCCCCUUUGCGGACAAAGAGAAGAACAAGCUCACAUUUGAGGUGGUAAAUCUCGCCAGGAACCUGAUUUAUUUUGGUUUCUACAACUUCAGUGACCUGUUGAGACUAACCAAGAUCCUGCUGGCUAUUCUAGACUGUGUCCAUGUGAGCACAAUUCUCCCUUUCAACAGACUGGACAAAGGAGAUGAGAGUAAAGGCAGUAACGUGAUGAGGUCUAUUCAUGGUGUCGGGGAGCUGAUGUCCCAGGUUGUCUUGAGAGGAGGAGGCUUCCUUCCCACGACUUCCACCAACAGCUCAAAUGGAGGUGCAGUCAAGACUCAGACUGAACCAGAGAAGCAGGACAUACUCGUCAUGGACACCAAGCUCAAGAUCAUCGAGAUCCUGCAGUUCAUCCUGAACGUCCGCCUGGACUACAGGAUCUCCUGUCUGCUGUCUAUAUUUAAGAGGGAGUUUGAUGAGAGUAAUUCCCAGAGUGAAUUAUCUCUAACUGGAGCAGCGGAGGGACCAAACAAUAUGCCAGGUCAGAUUAAUAUGUGGCUUCAUUUUAUACAAAUGUUAAUGACAAUGAAAUGGACAAAAAAAAAAAAAAAAAAAAUUGUGAUUCCAGGGGCUUUGGAUUUUGAACACAUAGAGGAGCAGGCAGAGGGGAUAUUUGGUGGAAGUGAAGAGAACACCCCACUGGACCUGGACGAUCAUGGUGGUCGCACCUUCUUGAGGGUCCUCCUCCACUUGACCAUGCACGACUAUCCUCCUUUGGUGUCCAGAGCCCUGCAUCUGCUCUUCAGGCACUUCAGCCAAAGGCAGGAGGUUCUGCAGGCUUUUAAGCAGGUCCAGUUGUUGGUCACCAGCCAAGAUGUGGAAAAUUACAAGCAAAUAAAGUCAGACCUGGACCAGCUGCGCUCUAUUGUAGAGAAGUCUGAGCUCUGGGUGUACAAGAGGCAGGGGCCAGAUGAAGGCAUGGACGCGGGAGACGGGCUGUCCACCGAGCCAGACCAUAAAAAGGGAGAGUCUGGGGGCGCAGACAAACCAAAGAAAGCAGAAAGUACAAGCAGUUAUAACUACAGAGUGGUGAAAGAGAUCCUGCUGCGGCUCAGCAGGUUGUGCGUCCAAGAAGGUUUGUCAGGUAGGAAGAGCAAGAAACAGCAGCAGAGGCUUUUGAGGAACAUGGGGGCUCAUGCUGUGGUCCUCGAGCUCCUCCAGAUCCCCUAUGAGAAGGGAGAAGAUUUGCGGAUGCAGGACAUCAUGAAACUUGCCCAUCAGUUCCUACAGAACUUCUGCGCAGGAAACCAGCAGAACCAAGCCCUGCUGCACAAGCACAUCAAUCUGUUCCUCAACCCAGGGAUUUUAGAAGCUAUCACCAUGCAGCACAUCUUCAUGAACAACUUUCAGCUGUGCAGUGAGAUCAAUGAGCGCGUGGUUCAGCAUUUUGUCCACUGCAUUGAAACACACGGCCGCAACGUCCAGUACCUCAAGUUUCUGCAGACUAUUGUCAAAGCAGAGAACAAGUUCAUCAAGAAGUGCCAAGACAUCGUCAUGGCAGAGCUGGUGAAUGCUGGUGAAGACGUUUUGGUCUUCUACAAUGACCGCGCCUCCUUCCAGACACUGGUCCAGAUGAUGAGAUCAGAGCGUGACCGCAUGGAUGAAAACAGUCCUCUGAUGUACCACAUUCACCUGGUGGAGCUCUUGGCUGUCUGCACUGAGGGCAAGAACGUCUACACAGAGAUCAAGUGUAACUCCCUGUUACCAUUGGAUGACAUAGUGCGGGUGGUAACACAUGAGGACUGCAUCCCUGAGGUGAAGAUCGCAUAUAUCAACUUCCUGAACCACUGCUAUGUGGACACUGAGGUGGAAAUGAAGGAGAUCUACACCUCCAACCACAUGUGGAAACUCUUUGAGAACUUCCUGGUUGAUAUUUGCAGGGUGUGCAACAAUACAAGUGAUCGCAAGCAUGCGGACACCAUUCUGGAGCGCUAUGUGACGGAGACAGUCAUGAGCAUCGUGACAACUUUCUUCAGCUCCCCCUUUUCUGACCAGAGCACCAGCCUGCAGGCGUCUCUGUUGGGGAAAAUAUUUCAGACCAGGCAGCCUGUCUUUGUGCAGCUGUUGCAGGCAGUGUUCAGGGUCUACCAUUGUAACUGGCUGAUCCCAGUCCAAAAGGGCUCUGUUGAGAGCUGUAUAAAGGUGCUCUCUGAUGUUGCCAAAGGCAGAGCUAUAGCCAUCCCAGUGGACCUGGACAAUCAAGUGAACAACCUGUUUGUGAAAUCCAACAACAUCGUCCAGAAGACGGCCAUGAGCUGGAGACUCUCUGCUCGUAACGCUGCCCGCAGAGACUCGGUGGUGACCGCUUCACGUGACUACAGGAACAUUAUCGAGAGGCUCCAGGACAUUGUGUCAGCUCUCGAGGACCGUCUCCGUCCCCUUGUCCAGGCUGAAUUGUCAGUCCUGGUGGACGUGCUGCAUCGGCCAGAGCUGCUCUUCCCUGAAAACACAGACUCACGCAAGAAGUGUGAGAGCGGAGGUUUCAUAUGCAAGCUGAUCAAACAUACCAAGCAGCUGCUGGAGGAAAAUGAGGAGAGACUGUGCAUCAAAGUUCUGCAAACGCUGCGGGAGAUGAUGACAAAAGACCGGGGUUAUGGAGAGAAGGUAGGAGAAGCUGCCUCGACUGUCACAAACAUGCUCAGGGCCUUUGAUGAUGAGAUGGAUAUGCCUAAGCAGCUGGAUCAGAACCAGCCUGAGAAGCUGUUGGAGGACCAGAAGAGGGGCGAGGCACUGAGACAGAUUCUGGUGAACCGUUACUAUGGUAACUUCCAUCGGAGCAGUGGGCGGAGGGACAGCCUGACGUCAUUUACGAAUGGCCCCCUCAGUCCGGUAGGACCCGGCAAAAGCCAAUCAGCAUUAGGGGGGCCUGGGGGCCUGAGUCGUGGGGAAAUGAGCCUGGCAGAGGUACAGUGUCACCUGGACAAAGAGGGAGCCUCUGACCUGGUUAUUGACCUCAUCAUGAACACUACGAGUGACCGAGUCUUCCAAGAAAGCAUCCUCCUGGCUAUUGCAUUGCUGGAAGGUGGAAAUACCACCAUCCAGCGUUCCUUCUUCUGCCGUCUGACAGAUGACAAGAAAUCAGAAAAGUUCUUCCGGGUUUUCUACGACCGUAUGAAGCUGGCCCAGCUGGAGAUCAAAGCCACAGUGACAGUAAAUACCAGCGACCUAGGAAACAGGAAGAGGGAUGACGACAGCCAGGAUAAAGAUGUCCCUGUCCGCAAAAAAGCCAGAGACUCAGCAGUGGUCAUGACGGAGGAUGUGAGAGAGCAACUAUUAGAAGCCUCGUCUGCCACCAAGAAGGCCUUUAACUCUUACCGGCGUGAGGCCGACCCUGAGGACCACUUCACCUCAGCUGACGGCCAGCCCAGCGCUGGGGACAAGAACCAGGACGAAGGAGAGAUGAGCUUCGUCAUCGUCAUCAUGCAGCCUAUUCUUCGAUUCCUCCAGCUUCUUUGUGAGAAUCACAACCGUGACCUGCAGAACUUUCUUCGUUGGCAAAACAACAAGAACAACUACAACCUUGUGUGUGAGACUCUGCAGUUCUUAGACUGUAUCUGUGGCAGCACCACAGGGGGUCUCGGCCUGCUGGGGCUGUACAUCAAUGAGAAGAACGUGGCGCUCAUCAACCAAACUCUGGAGAGUCUCACAGAGUACUGCCAGGGCCCCUGCCAUGAAAACCAGAAUUGCAUUGCCACCCACGAGUCAAAUGGUAUUGAUAUCAUCAUCGCUCUGAUCCUUAAUGACAUCAACCCACUUGGGAAAAAGCGGAUGGACCUGGUGUUAGAGCUCAAGAACAAUGCAUCCAAGCUGCUGCUCGCCAUCAUGGAGAGCCGCCAUGACAGCGAGAACGCUGAGAGGAUCCUGUACAACAUGAGGCCCAAAGAGCUGGUGGAGGUGAUAAAGAAGGCCUACCUGCAGGGAGAGGUGGAGUUUGAAGACACGAAGGAGGAGGAGGAUAACGGGGAAGAAGAGGAACAUGAUGCCGCUUCCCCCAGAAAUGUUGGACAUAACAUCUACAUUUUAGCUCACCAGUUGGCGCGUCACAACAAGGAGCUGUCCAUGAUGUUAAAGCCAGGAGUUGUCAGUGGAGAGGGAGACGAGGCCUUGGAGUUCUACGCCAAACACACUGCUCAGAUAGAGAUUGUGCGACAGGACCGUACAAUGGAGGAGAUAGUGUUCCCUGUGCCCAACAUCUGCGAGUUCCUGACCUCAGAGUCAAAGCUGCGAGUCUACUACACCACGGAGAGAGACGAGCAGGGCAGCAAGAUCAACGACUUCUUCCUGCGAGCAGAGGACCUCUUCAAUGAGAUGAACUGGCAGAAGAAACUCAGAGCCCAGCCGGUGCUGUACUGGUGCUCCAGAAACAUGUCAGUGUGGAGUAACGUUUCCUUCAACCUGGCUGUUCUCAUGAACCUGCUCGUCUGCUUCUUCUACCCCCUGGAGGGGGUACAUGGAGGGAUGCUGGAUCCCCACCUGUCUGCACUGCUGUGGAUGGGAGUCUUGGCGACACUGGUCAUCGUUAUCAUCAUGCCCCAACCGCUGGGCAUCCGCGCCCUGGUCAUUGUCACCAUCCUCCGUCUCAUCUUCUCUGUUGGCCUGGAGCCUACCCUCUUCCUUCUGGGUGCCUUCAAUGUCUGUAAUAAAAUCAUCUUCCUGAUAAGUUUUGUGGGGAACCGAGGAACCUUCACAAGAGGCUACAAAGCCAUGGUGAUGGACUUUGAGUUCCUUUACCACCUCCUCUACCUCAUCAUCUGCUCUCUGGGGGUGUUUGUCCACGUCUUCUUCUACAGUCUGUUGCUGUUCGACCUGGUGUACAGAGAAGAAACCUUGCUGAACGUAAUCAAGAGUGUGACACGUAACGGACGCUCCAUCGUGCUCACGGCGGUGCUGGCUCUCAUCUUAGUCUACCUGUUCUCCAUCGUUGGCUACAUCUUCUUCAAGGACGACUUCAUCCUGGAGGUGGAUCGGAUUCCCAACACAACCAUGAAAAAUGGAGCCAGUCUGGCCAGUGAGUUUCUGUCUGAAGGAAUGUGUCGAGGAGGGAUUGAUGAGAACUGUACCACAGGGACCCCACAGGAAGAUUUUGCCAAUGACGGUGAGGAGGACAGCGACAUGGAGCGGACGUGUGACUCUUUACUUAUGUGUAUUGUCACUGUGCUAAGUCACGGCCUGAGGAGUGGAGGGGGUGUUGGGGAUGUUCUCCGCAAACCCUCCAAAGAGGAGCCGCUGUUUGCAGCCAGAGUUAUAUACGACUUGCUGUUCUUCUUCAUGGUCAUCAUCAUUGUCCUCAACCUCAUCUUUGGUGUUAUCAUCGACACCUUCGCCGACCUAAGGAGUGAAAAACAGAAGAAAGAAGAAGUGCUGAAGACAACCUGCUUCAUAUGUGGCCUGGAGCGGGACAAAUUUGACAACAAGACGGUAACUUUUGAGGAGCACAUCAAAGAGGAGCACAACAUGUGGCACUACCUGUUCUUUAUUGUGCUGGUAAAAGUCAAAGAUUCCACCGAGUACACAGGCCCCGAGAGCUACGUGGCUGAGAUGAUCAAGGAGCACAACCUGGACUGGUUUCCACGGAUGCGUGCCAUGUCACUGGUGAGCAGCGAUGCAGAGGGUGAGCAGAAUGAAAUCAGGAACCUGCAGGAGAAGCUGGAGUCGACCAUGAGGCUGGUGGCCAACCUGUCUGGACAGCUGACUGAGCUCAAGGAGCAGAUGACAGAGCAGAGGAAGCAGAAGCAACGAAUCGGUCUCCUAGGGCAUCCCCCUCACAUGAACAUCAAUCCCCAGCAGCCUGCCUGAGGGUUCCUGGGGCCCGUUUCACUAGUGCCUGCACUCCUGACAGUGUACCACACGUUAGACAAGGAGAAUGUCAAAACGUGUCCUCCUCCAGUAUGUAUUUAGGUCGAUAUCUGACUGUAUACUUCGGCAGACACUCCUACAAUAAGUGUUUCUACGACAUAACGUGUCUGUGAAGUGAAAGUUAUCUGAGUAUGUUACUCAUGGUCUCGAGUGCGGAUGUGUCUGUGUGGGUGCAGUGUGCACCAAGUGCCCCGGGACCUGAGAAGCCAGUCCUGUAAGGCUUAGGAGAUGAAAACACUGACUUCAGCUUUACUACCCUGAAUGCCUUCUGCAUUGUACCACACUGUCAGCAUGCCAAAGUUCAGCCAUUGUUCCUGAGUGAGUACUCCUCUCAAGUGGCCUUGUAUUGAGGUUUAAAUCCUCAGUGUUGCACCAGCAAACUCAGGUCACAUGUGGAUUUGAAGUUUUGUUUGAACUCUACAACAUAUUAUUUAAUAUUUUUUGCUUUUUGUCUGACAGCAAUAGGAAUAGAUUAUAAUAUGCAAUGUCUAAAUAAGAGUGAACUAUUUUUGGGAACUGGUGUUUGCUUUUAUAUUUGAAAUUUAUAAAAUCAUAUAUUUAAAAUAGGAGACAAACAACUCUAAAACAGUCCUGAAGACUUCACCAUAUUUUCUGCUGCUUCAAAAAUGCUGAUAGGAAUCCCAUACAGAGUAUGUUUGUUAUUUUUUUAUCACAAGGGCAAGAAUUUAUUGCCACUUUCAUAAUCCUUUAUAAUCUCACAUGAAGGUUGUACUUGUUCCAGGACACUUUAGAUUUAAAAAAAAGAAGCCUUUUGAGGGCACAUUGAAGCUUGUUGUCAAGAGAAAGAAUAUAAUGCUUUGUAUGAACCUCCUGGAGAGAAGGAACGAAUCAUGUGACUGCUUCACUCCAAAGCCACUUCCUUGUUGUGCUUAAUUAUUGGAAUUAUAUGGCAUCACAUUAGAAUUUUUAAAGGAUUUUGGAAGCAACAGUAAAUUAGAUUUAUUUUA